AUGCGGGAGGCGAAGCUGGAGUCCGACCCCAACGUCAUCAGCUACAGUGCUGGGAUCAGCGCGUGCGGGAGAGGCGAGCAGUGGCAGCGGGCUCUGACGCUGUUCAGCGAGGUACGGGAGGCAAAAUUGGAGCCCAGUACCAUCAGCUACAACAGCUGUAUCGGCGCGUGCGAGAAAGGUGUGCAGUGGCAGCGGGCUCUGUCGCUGCUCAGCCAAAUGCGGGAUGAGAAGUCGGAGCCCGACGUCACAAGCUACAAUCAUGCCGUCCAUGCGUGCGGGAAGAGCGGGCAGUGGCAGCAGGCCUUGUCACUGCUCAGUGGCAUGUCCAAGGCGAAGUUGGAAUCAAACGUCAUCAGCUACUGUGCUGGGAUUCGCGCGUGCCAGAAAGGUUGGCAGUGGGAACAGGCUCUGUCAUUGCUCCGCGAGAUUUCGCAAGCGAGGUUGGAGCCCAAUGUCGCUAGCUACCGCGGUGGGAUUAGCGCCUGCGAGAAGAGCCGCGGGCAGUGGCAGCGAGCUCUAGAACUGUUCCGCGAGAUCGUGGGGGUAGGACUGGAGCCCAGCGUUGGCAGCUACAGCGCUGGCAUCAGCGCGUGCGGGGAAGGGGAGCAGUGGCAGCUGGCCACAUCGCUGCUCUGCGAGAUGGGGGAUGUGAAGCUGGAGCGCGACGGCAUCUGCUACCACGCCGGCAUCUCUGGGUGCGCUAAGGCUCGGCAGUUGCAGCAUGUCCUAUCGCUGCUGGACGACAUGCGGGAGGCGAUGCUAGAGUCCUACGUCCACAGUUACAGCACUGGGAUCAGCGCGUGCGCGAAGUGCGGGCAGUGGCAGCGGGCUCUGGCGCUUCUGAGCGAGACGUCAGAGGUGAAGGUGGAGCCCGACGUCGUCUCAGCUACAGCGCUGGGAUCAGCGCGUGUGAGAAAGGCGCACAGUUGCACCAGGCUCUGCCGCUGUUCAACCAGAUGUGGGAAUCGACGCGGCGAGGAUUGA
This is a messenger RNA of Prorocentrum cordatum, 984 nucleotides long. Lineage: Eukaryota; Dinophyceae; Prorocentrales; Prorocentraceae. The record is from the annotation of a GenBank genome assembly.